This is a messenger RNA of Scutellospora calospora, 1005 nucleotides long. The record is from the annotation of a GenBank genome assembly. NCBI's taxonomy places the organism in Eukaryota, Fungi, Glomeromycota, Glomeromycetes, Diversisporales, Gigasporaceae.
AUGGCAAAUGAUCGUAUUGACCUUCUCAAUGCAGCUUUCUCAGCAAUGAUGCCAGGAUUUCUUUUUGUAACAGAAAAAGAAUAUAAUGAAAGACAAAAUUCAUCUAAUGAACCUGAAACUGUUUUUUUACCAGUCGAUAUGUAUGCAUUCCAUAUGUGUACUCUUGUUGGUGGUAAUAUUGAUAGAGUUAACGUAGAAGAAGAUUUAUCUUCGGCAUCGGAAUCCCUUGGGCAGCUAACGUUAAGUAGUAAUACUCCUAUACAAAUUUUUGUAAAAAUGCUAUCUGGUGAAAGCAUUGCACUUGAAUGCAAUCAUUCUGAUACUAUUUACGAAGUAAAAAAACAAAUUCAUGAUAAAAAAGGCAUAUUACCCGAUCAACAGCGAAUUAUUUUUGCCGGUAAGCAAUUAGAGGAUGGGAAUACGCUUGCUGCCUACAAUAUUACCAAAGAAUGUACAUUACAUUUAGUUUUAAGUCUUGGUGGCGGUGGAGUUGUAAUAAGCUAUUUGAGCACUAAUUUCUUAGAUGCAGGCUACGAUUACGACUUUACAAAUAUUGAUGACAAAGAAGCGACGUACACCCGUGGAGAUGUUCCUUAUGUAAGACCAUGUGGAUGGCGACGUUUUGCUUUAAAAGUUAUUGGAAAAUAUGAUAACGGUAAUGAGGGAUGGCUUGGUGUUGAUGCAAAUGCAUGGCCUGUAUCUUAUCAUGGUACUGAUAAACAUAACUCGAAAUCAAUUUCUGAAGUGGGAUACUUAUUGAGUAGAGGAAGAAGAUUUGCUUACGGACAUGGUAUUUAUUCAUCGCCUGAUGUGAAUGUUGCUAAAUCAUAUGCAAAGGAAUUUGAAUAUGAUGGAAAUAAAUAUCUGGUAGUAAUUCAAAAUCGAGUAAAUCCUAAGGAAUUACUUAAAAUUCCGACACAGACAACCGGAGUCGGUGAAUAUUGGAUUUCGAAGAAAGACGAGGAUAUUAGACCAUACGGAAUUUGCAUCAGAAAAAAAAAUUAG